Amborella trichopoda is the source of this 1392-nucleotide messenger RNA. Its product is annotated as serine/threonine-protein kinase WAG1. Gene Ontology annotation, molecular function: protein kinase activity; ATP binding. NCBI's taxonomy places the organism in Eukaryota, Viridiplantae, Streptophyta, Magnoliopsida, Amborellales, Amborellaceae. The record is from RefSeq and is a predicted model, not a curated record. Gene Ontology annotation, biological process: protein phosphorylation.
AUGGAUACCUCCUCCUCCUUCCCUCCCGACUCCGACCUCGACUUCAGCUUCACCUCAGUCUCCACCGACGCCACCACCUCCACCUCCUCCGCUCGCACAAGCCUCAGCCUCUCCGACUUUCAACCUCUCUCUUCCUCCUCCUCCCAUACCCGCCCCCUCCCCCUCCCCCACCGCUCCUCCGACCCGGCAUGGGCUCCCAUCCAGACCCUGAGCCCCUUGAGCCCUCCCCUCUCUUUCUCUAACCUCCACAUUGUUCGCCACCUCGGCUCUGGUGAUUCCGGUCGUGUUUACCAGUGCAGGCUCGAGGGAUUUGAUUAUGCGCUCAAGGUAGUCGACAGAGACGCGCCUUCGGUUAAGGAGAAGGCGAGAGCUAAGGGAGGAGGCGGCGGCGGCGGCUGGGAAGAGGCGGAGGUGUUGGGGGAGCUGGAUCAUCCAUUUCUGCCAACUUUGUAUGGUCGGAUUGAGGCCGGGAGGCAUUCGUGCGUGCUGAUCGAUUACUGUCCAGGCGGGGAUCUCCACAGGCUCCGGGCCAGACAGCCGGGCGGUCGGUUCGGGAUCAAUGCUGUGAGAUUCUAUGCAGCUGAAGUACUUGUGGCCUUGGAGUACCUCCAUGCAUUAGGUAUCGUGUAUCGUGAUCUGAAGCCGGAAAAUGUCCUCUUAAGAGAAAACGGCCAUAUCAUGCUCUCCGACUUCGACCUCAGCUUCAAAUCCAAUGUCACCCCGAAGCUCCAUUUCCGGACAAAUUCCGGCGGAACAAACUUAGAGGAUUUCACCCCGGCUUGUUGCUUCUCACACCCCCAGUCAUCCAUCGACUGGCUCCCACAAUUCAUGGCCGAGCCUGAAGGGGCCCACUCCAGGUCGUAUGUCGGGACCCACGAGUACUUGGCGCCGGAAAUUAUCUCCGGCGAAGGUCAUGGUGCCGGUGUCGAUUGGUGGGCCCUGGGGGUAUUCAUAUAUGAGCUUUUAUAUGGCCGUACCCCCUUUAAGGGGCCCACCAAGAAGGCCACACUGAAAAACAUUUUAUCGAAGCCGCUGAGGUGGCCGGAAUCAGGCGAAGAUCACGUUUCCGGUGAGAUUUUGGCUGUGAUGGACCUUAUAAAAAGAUUAUUGACCAAAGAUCCUAGAAGAAGACUGGGAUUUGAGAAGGGUGCUUGUGAAAUUAAGGAACAUCCAUUUUUCAGGUCAAUUCGAUGGCCUUUGAUUCGAUCGAUUCCGCCGCCUCGGGUGCAUCUGCUUCGGCCGCACAGGACAGCGUCGGCGCCUGCCGGAAAUUCGAUGAGGAUGGCCGGAAAACUCACUGGAAAACGGAGAUCCUGGUCGGGUAGUAAUUUGUUGGGGUCUCAUUCUUUAAGGAGAGCUAGCCUCUUUUCUAAGUGGUUCUCAUGGUGGUGA